Morus notabilis is the source of this 1435-nucleotide messenger RNA. RefSeq names its product cysteine synthase. The record is from RefSeq and is a predicted model, not a curated record. Bases 212 to 1189 code for a protein of 325 amino acids. Gene Ontology annotation, cellular component: cytoplasm. NCBI's taxonomy places the organism in Eukaryota, Viridiplantae, Streptophyta, Magnoliopsida, Rosales, Moraceae. Gene Ontology annotation, molecular function: cysteine synthase activity. The transcript has 11 exons.
GAAAAUAUCUAAACCGGACAAAGACAGAGUCGCCCAAGAAGACGCAAGGGCCAGCUGAGAUUUCUUUAAAUCUCCGCUAACUCUCUCUCACAACACAAACAGUUGUCGCCGUCUUAUCUUUGCUCCAAGGUUCUCAUCGCUCCUCUCUCAUCACUCCACACAGGCAUUUCGUCUUUUCCCGACCUCCGUUCUUUCCGGUGAUUGAGUAAAAAUGGCGGAGGAGAAGACUGCUAUUGCGAAAGAUGUUACUGAAUUGAUUGGUAAAACACCAUUGGUCUAUCUCAACCAUGUUGUGGACGGUUGCGUAGCCCGCGUUGCCGCUAAGUUGGAGAUGCUGGAACCUUGCUCUAGCGUCAAGGACAGGAUUGGAUAUAGUAUGAUUCAAGACGCAGAGGAGAAGUGUCUCAUCACUCCGGGUGUGAGUGUUCUUAUUGAGCCUACAAGUGGAAAUACUGGCAUUGGGCUGGCAUUUAUGGCAGCUGCAAAGGGCUAUAAACUAAUAAUUACAAUGCCUGCUUCCAUGAGUCUUGAGAGAAGAACCAUUCUGCGCGCUUUUGGAGCUGAGCUUGUUCUCACAGACCCAGCGAAGGGCAUGAAAGGAGCUCUUGCAAAGGCGGAAGAGAUAAUAGCCAAAACACCCAAUUCCUAUAUGCUUCAGCAAUUUGAGAACCCUGCCAACCCAAAGAUCCAUUAUGAGACUACUGGACCCGAGAUUUGGAAAGGCUCUGGUGGGAAAGUUGAUGCUCUUGUUUCUGGGAUAGGAACUGGAGGCACAGUAACAGGUGCUGGAAAGUAUCUCAAAGAGCAAAACCCUGACAUUAAGCUCUAUGGUGUAGAACCCGUAGAAAGUGCCAUAUUGUCUGGAGGAAAACCUGGCCCACAUAAGAUCCAAGGAAUUGGUGCUGGAUUCAUUCCUGGAGUUUUGGACGUCCAUCUACUUGAUGAAGUUAUUCAAAUAUCAAGUGAUGAAGCUGUUGAAACUGCUAAGACUCUUGCAUUGAAAGAAGGCCUGUUGGUAGGGAUAUCAUCCGGUGCUGCUGCCGCUGCUGCAAUUAAGAUAGCAAAGAGGCCAGAAAAUGCUGGGAAACUCAUCGUUGCUGUCUUCCCUAGCUUUGGGGAGCGUUAUCUCUCCACCGUGCUGUUUGAGUCUCUGAAGCGGGAGACUGAGAGCUUGACUUUCGAGCCCUAAAGCGUUCCCCAACUUGAAAAGGAGCCUUUUAGUUUCAUGUGCAUGCGCAUGGUCAUCAAAUUGCAUUUAUUUUCCAGUUUGAAUCUCUCUCUUUAUAUUUAGUAGUCUAAAUAAACACAAUGAAUAAUAUGGUGGGUUCAAGUGUGAACAUGAAUGUCGGAGUGUGUAUGGGCUGACCGAAAACUGGCAUCUUGUAUUGCAACACUAAUUAGUAUGGUACAAUAUGUUUAGUCUUCUUCCUCUCAA